AUGUCCAAAGAAGAGGAACUCCCCACUCCGACGCUGGAAACUCCUCGGUCCAACGCUUCGACCAGCUCCCAGACAAGCGAUGAUCGACCCGAGACCGGGAAUUAUUCGAUUGUGGUCAGAACGGCGAGCAAACCACAUGCCGGGACCAGUGCCAGUGUUUUUGUUCAGUUGACUGAUGUGGAGGGAAAUAAAACGGACAAGGUUCGCCUCAAGUGUUCGAUUAGUCAUCGGAAAAAGUUUCAGAAAGGCCAUGUAAGUUGAUGGACAAUGUGGCAUUUGUGGAAACCUUUUUUCGGUAUUUGGAGCAACUUUUUGAUAAAAAAUUUUUUUCCAAGCUGCGCCCAGCCAAAAUUUAGAAAAUUUUUGGGUAAAAGUUCCUUAUUUUGGCCACAACUUAUAACUUUGCGGAAACUGGUCGGAAUUAGCCCAAAUUUGGCGUGCAGGCUCAAUUCAUCGUUGUCAAUGCCCAGACAGUGGAUUUAGUUAGUGAGGUACCUUCUUUUUUACGUACCACCUUACCCCUCAAAAACGGCUGCAGCCUGUGAUUUUACACUUUAUACGAUGAAACAUGUCCGGAACUAAACUUAUUGCCUCCGUAUGGAACUAAAUGAGUCGUCACGGCCUUCGUAGGUACCCUUAAAACUAUAGAGCUAUUAUAGUAAUUCAGUGCCAGCUAUAUAGGUCGAAGCGUUUUUUCCUAACUUUAGUGCCCAAGCUUGGGCGCAGUUCGCGGAGUACCUUCGUUGUGGCCAAAAUAAGGAACUUCUUCCAAUUUUUCCCUAAAAAUCCCAUUUUCAGGCCGACUUGUUCAUGCUGGUCGAUCAGAACUACAUGAGUCAGCUCAAAACAGUGGACGUUUGGCAUCAGCGUCGUGGAAGAAAAGACGCUUGGCUGCUCCAUUCCAUCGAUGUUAUUGAUCAUCAAACCAACAUGCUCUACCAUUUCCCUUGCGGCAAUUGGCUUGGACAUUCCAGUGAUGACGUAUGAAACGGUUCUUUUUUUGAUUUUUGUUUCUUUUUAGACCUACUACAAUAUGAAUUUUGUCUCUUUGGAUGCUGUUGGCCAGCCUGUCUCGGCUAUUUCGAGGAAGGACUUUGCCCCUCAGAAUCAUUCUUGA
Messenger RNA from Bursaphelenchus xylophilus (pine wood nematode), 1117 nucleotides. Lineage: Eukaryota; Metazoa; Nematoda; Chromadorea; Rhabditida; Aphelenchoididae. The record is from the annotation of a GenBank genome assembly.